AUUUAAAAAGGGAAAAGAAAAGGUUGGUGGCGAGCAGCGGGAGGGGGCAAACAGUUGGGCAGUGUCAUAAAAGGGUGGUCUAUCGGAUCGGAUGGGUGGAGUCCCUGGAGGGGAAUUCGGAGGCUGCGAGUGGUGACUGGCGACCGCAGCUGUUUAUUAAGCAGCAGAACCACCGGGACCGACGACGAAGAGUCCCUGCUGGUGCUGGUGCUGGUGCUGGUGCUGCAGAAUCAAGUGGGAGGGCAAGGAUAACGAAGUCGCUGCGCAACAAUGGCUGCUGGAGUGAUUCCAGCUUCCCUGCCCAGCCUGAAGGCUCACGAUUGCAGCUUGAGCUUUGCAAAGAGCGUCGAUUUUGCAAAGGUUCUUUGUGCUCCUCGACCGCAGAGGAUCAAGUCUCCUAUGAUUAGAUCACCUCUGAUUAGAAAUUCUACUAAUCCUGGCUCUGAUACUGCUGAACUCGAACCGGCAUCGAAAGGCAGUCCUCUCUUAGUUCCUAGGCAGAAGUACUGCGAAUCAGUACAUAGAACUAUCAGAAGAAAAACUCGUACAGUGAUGGUUGGAAAUGUGGCGCUUGGCAGUGACCAUCCAAUAAGAAUCCAGACGAUGACUACUUCUGACACAAAGGAUGUAGCUAAAACUGUUGAAGAGGUUAUGAGAAUAGCAGAUAAAGGUGCUGAUUUAGUUCGAAUAACUGUCCAGGGAAGGAAAGAAGCCGAUGCUUGCUUCGAGAUUAAGAACAGCCUUGUUCAGAAAAACUAUAACAUUCCUCUGGUGGCCGACAUACAUUUUGCUCCUUCAGUUGCACUAAGAGUGGCUGAAUGCUUUGACAAGAUUCGUGUGAACCCAGGAAAUUUCGCUGAUAGGCGGGCCCAAUUUGAGAAACUAGAGUACAGUGAAGAAGAUUAUCAAAAGGAGCUUGAGCAUAUUGAAAAGGUUUUCUCUCCCUUAGUCGAGAAGUGUAAGAAAUAUGGGCGAGCCAUGCGUAUUGGAAUAAAUCAUGGAAGCCUUUCAGACCGUAUCAUGAGUUAUUAUGGUGAUUCUCCAAGAGGAAUGGUUGAGUCUGCAUUUGAAUUUGCAAGAAUUUGCCGGAACUUGGACUUCCAUAAUUUUGUAUUCUCAAUGAAAGCAAGCAACCCAGUUGUCAUGGUACAAGCAUAUCGAUUGCUUGUUGCUGAAAUGUAUGUUCAAGGAUGGGAUUAUCCUCUGCACCUAGGGGUUACAGAAGCUGGGGAAGGUGAAGAUGGCCGAAUGAAAUCUGCAAUUGGCAUUGGAACUCUUCUUCAGGAUGGGUUGGGUGAUACAAUACGAGUGUCCCUCACAGAGCCACCAGAGGAGGAGAUAGAUCCUUGCAGGAGAUUGGCUAACCUUGGAAUGCAAGCCACAAGUCUUCAAAAAGGGGUGGCCCCUUUCGAAGAAAAACAUAGGCACUAUUUUGAUUUCCAGCGGAGAAGUGGUCAAUUACCAGUGCAAAAGGAGGGCGAAGAGGUAGACUACCGUGGAGUCUUGCAUCGAGAUGGCUCUGUUCUGAUGUCAGUUUCUCUGAAUAAGUUGGAAACACCGGAACUUCUUUAUAGGUCUCUUGCGGCAAAACUUGUGGUUGGCAUGCCUUUCAAGGACCUGGCAACAGUCGACUCAAUUCUUCUGAGAGAGCUUCCACCAGUUGAAGAUGUUGAUUCUAGGUUAGCUCUCAAAAGAUUGGUCGACAUAAGUAUGGGUAUUUUGACUCCUUUGUCAGAACAAUUGACAAAGCCACUUCCUUAUGCCAUUGUCCUUGUAAAUCUCAAGGAACUGUCCACUGGUGCAUACAAACUUUUGCCAGAAGGCACCAGACUAGCUGUAACUAUUCGUGGAGAUGAACCUUAUGAGGAGCUAGAAAUCCUCAAAACUGUGGAUGGUAUAACCAUGUUGUUACAUAGCCUUCCAUAUAGUGAAGAAAAAAUCAGCAGAGUUCACGCAGCAAGAAGGCUUUUCGAGUAUUUAGAAGAGAAUGGUUUAAAAUUUCCAGUAAUCCACCAUAUAGAGUUUCCUGAAGGGAUGCACAGAGACGAUCUAGUCAUCUUCGCUGGUAGCAACGCUGGUGGUCUUUUAGUUGACGGACUUGGGGAUGGUGUACUGCUUGAAGUUCCUGAUCAGGAUUUUGAUUUCUUGAGAAACACGUCUUUUAACUUGCUUCAGGGUUGCAGGAUGCGCAACACAAAAACUGAAUAUGUUUCAUGCCCUUCUUGUGGCCGCACUCUCUUUGAUCUUCAAGAAAUAAGUGCACAGAUUAGAGAGAAGACUUCUCAUCUGCCUGGUGUUUCGAUUGCGAUCAUGGGUUGCAUAGUGAAUGGGCCAGGAGAGAUGGCCGAUGCAGAUUUUGGAUAUGUUGGCGGUGCUCCUGGAAAGAUCGACCUUUACGUUGGCAAGACGGUGUUGAAGCGAGGGAUAGCAAUGGAGCAUGCAACUGAGGCUUUAAUUCAACUUAUAAAGGACCAUGGACGUUGGGUAGAUCCGCCCACCCAAGAGUGAUGCCGCAAGCUUUGAAGGCCUUUCAGGAAAAGACAAGAUUCAUACAAAUAUAUAUAUGUAAUUUAAUUAAUUUCCCAAUUGCUGAAAACAAUAUUUUGAAGCCGUUGCCUGUGCAUGUAAAUGGUGCGGAAAACUGAGUUAGUUAUAGUAGAGGAAUAAUACAUACAUGCUGUCCCAAUUAGAGGAUAGCAUCCGCUCUUGAAGUUGUUAUUAUUCUACCUAACUGGUGUUAUUGCCUAGCCGUCUGGUCCCGAGGUUGUUAAAAUGUUUUUAUUCUCCUUGCCUGGAAGAAGGCGCAGGAA
Messenger RNA from Ananas comosus (pineapple), 2810 nucleotides. Its product is annotated as 4-hydroxy-3-methylbut-2-en-1-yl diphosphate synthase (ferredoxin), chloroplastic. Gene Ontology annotation, biological process: isopentenyl diphosphate biosynthetic process, methylerythritol phosphate pathway; terpenoid biosynthetic process. The transcript is spliced from 20 exons. Gene Ontology annotation, cellular component: chloroplast. Gene Ontology annotation, molecular function: 4-hydroxy-3-methylbut-2-en-1-yl diphosphate synthase activity (ferredoxin); iron ion binding. NCBI's taxonomy places the organism in Eukaryota, Viridiplantae, Streptophyta, Magnoliopsida, Poales, Bromeliaceae. Bases 271 to 2508 code for a protein of 745 amino acids. The record is from RefSeq and is a predicted model, not a curated record.